Messenger RNA from Paramuricea clavata, 726 nucleotides. The record is from the annotation of a GenBank genome assembly. Lineage: Eukaryota; Metazoa; Cnidaria; Anthozoa; Malacalcyonacea; Plexauridae.
AUGUAUCGCUCAAGCGGAAAAUUAGAUGCAAUCGAGACAAAAUAUUCAAAACCUGAAGAAACCGGCGAUGAUUUUCUACUUCUUGACACAAUAACAGCCGCCGUAGACGAGGCAAAACAACAAAGUCAAAAUCAAGCAGAAUAUGCGACCCUGUCGGUGAACAACACUGAAGUUAAGCUAAAAUUGGACACUGGGGCAGAAGUGAACGUUAUUCCAAUCAAAACUUACAAAGUCCUAGCGAGCACCAGAAGAAUACAGUUUAGAAAACAAACAGUUAAUCUCAUUGCGUACAACGGCAAGCCAGUCCCCGUGAAAGCUGUGUGUAACUUGCAGUGCAAGUAUCGAGGAGAAGAGUAUGAUCUGGAGUUCUACAUAUCCGAAUCACCCAGUGAGCCAGUACUCAGCAUAGCAGCCAGCAAAGAGUUAAACCUCGUCAAAUUUACUCAGGAAUUGAAAUCAGAAUUGGUAGACGGUAGUUUUUCGAUGACAACACAGCAAGUUUCAGAAGACGAAUACUCAAAACAAAUUCGAACAGAAUAUGCUGAUGUAUUUUCUGGAUUAGGCCGUCUCUCUAGACCGUAUCACAUGGAAGUAGAUCCCAUGGCAGACCCGGUCAUACAUCCGCCACGUAAAGUUCCACACCCUCUGAGAGAUCAACUAGCUAAAACCUUAGAAGAUAUGGUGAAACAAGGAGUUUUGCAAAAGGUCGAUCGAUGGUCCGUCUGA